UCAUGUGACUCUGACUAAGAACAGGUCAACAUCCUGUAGGAUAUAUAAAGAGUCUUGAACAUUUGGCGUGUGUAGCCAGUCAUUUAUUAGCCUUUUCAUCUUUGUCUGCAACAACACGAUACAUGCUGAGACAUGCUGAAGUUCCUCGCAAUCGCGUUCCUGUUGGGAGGGUGCUCGGUGAUGGUGGAGGCCUGUUGUCUUCCCAAACAGUUUGAGUGCACCGCUGGUCUUCAGAACGCCACUUUCAGGGGCGGGAAGCUGGAUGUGUCAUCGACGGUGUUUAUGCAUUCAGUCGAUUUGGUCAACAAGAAAGUUUCCUAUGUUGGACAAAGUUUCAAGAUCGUGCAAGAUUACAACAAGAUGAUGCAGUAUACCAUCAGCCAGUGGUACUGUAGGGUCAGUAAGCUGACUACACCAAUACAUGACUGCAUGCCUGCGAAUGCAACAAUUGCGACGUCAAUGGCCAUGGGAGGGCCCAAGGGCAUCAUGAUGGAUGUAUACGACAUUGAGAAAAUAUCCCCUGGGGCAAGGCUUCCGUUCAAGGGGACACUCUCACUCAACCAAGAGGGCUGCGUUCCUUUUUCAGAAAUUCUAAAGACCGAGGGCAGUAUUGCAACCCUGGCAUACGUCAACAUGACUUACGGCAUCAAGGACCCGUCAGUGUUUGACGUGCCCAGCCCUCCCUGUCCCAAGGACACUGACAACUUUGUGAACUCACUGCAGCAGCAGCCUGCACCGUCCUGGCCAGCACUUCCGACCCUGCCGUGAUGUCGCUUAAAGGGCACAUCAAAGAAUCCCUCCAGACACCAUCAUCAAAGGACAAAUGACCUGAAAAUCUUUCAUCUCUUCGUUGGUGUUUAACGUUGUUAACUCAAGUCAACAUGAGAAUAAGCUAGGAAGCAUUAACGUCCUGACGUUCUGUGUAGUUCACAAGUAUUGUAUGGUGUCUGUUUCUAUAUGUGUCCAGGGAGUCCUGAAAAACAGGCUGAAGCCUGAGCGAUGUAACUC
Messenger RNA from Branchiostoma floridae (Florida lancelet), 1008 nucleotides. RefSeq lists its product as uncharacterized. NCBI's taxonomy places the organism in Eukaryota, Metazoa, Chordata, Leptocardii, Amphioxiformes, Branchiostomatidae. The record is from RefSeq and is a predicted model, not a curated record. Gene Ontology annotation, cellular component: lysosome; extracellular region. The transcript has 7 exons. Gene Ontology annotation, molecular function: calcium ion binding. The coding region runs from base 133 to 768 and encodes 211 amino acids. Gene Ontology annotation, biological process: cell-matrix adhesion.